UACACACCUUAAUGCAGGAGAGACAGUGUGUGGUAUUCAUACGGGUAGCCGAGACAAAUAUAUAAACGUGGAUUUUAGGCUAAUUAUGAACUUCUGAGUGGUGUGAAUCACAUUCGAUUUUAUGAACAAGCUAGUGAAGAUUUAUUUGUAUUUGAAAUUGGCUGAUGGAUAUUUUACAUUUAUUGGCGAUGAUUUGUAUCGUCACUAGGCAUACGCAGACGUCUUGGAUCAACAAUGAUGGUUAUUCUUAUGAUGAUGCAGGCAUGGAAUUGGAACACAUUGAGAAUGUGGAUCAACCAAGCCGGCACCAGUGCUUCCUGAAUGAACACGAAACACUAGAGUACUCAGCCUGGGAAAUUAUUUUAUAUAUUACACCGGACAAGCUUCUCAACCUAGAUCUACAAUGCAAAGAAAAGUUUGGUGAUAGUGCUUUUGUUUGUAAGAGUGUUUUACCAACAUAACUACGCCUCUGUGUGCUCAGACCUGUUUUGUGCAAUUCCUGGGCUAACAGAAUGCAGAUCUAUGAAGCCAGAAGAUGGCACGUUGUGUGGUAAUAAAAAGUGGUGUUACGAUGGUCGAUGCCGAUACUCUUCUUGGGCUCCAGAAAUAAACGAUUGUUCGCUGGGUGAUAUUUCCACUAAUUGCAAAAAGGAUCAAUGCCCAGUUUAUUCCGUGACACAAAGGAUGAACUGUUGUCAGACAUGUCCACAAGCUUUGAAAGAAAAUAUGACAGAUUUAACGGAGAAUCUCAAAACGACAUCCAUUUAUAUUCCAACAUCAACAAAAAAGACUGAAACAGCGCGGACGACAACGAGGCUUUCACCAGUAUCUUUUACAGCAACAUCAGACCCUGGGGUCACGCAGGCAGCUACAUCACUGUCUUCAGAACCUAGAAGCACGACGUCACGUCCUGUUAGCAAGACUCUGUCUUCUGCUACAAAGAAUUCGCCAAGAACACUUACCACGACUUCAAGUGACGGGUCUACAAUUCAAAGAAGGGAGAAUGGAGGAGGUUCUGGAUCAAAAGCUGAUCAAAAUGUUGGUCUAAUAACCGGAACAUCCAUUGCAGCAGUACUUAUUGUUGGUACAGCUAUCCUCGUCACUGUGGUGUGUGUCGUCCGGCAUCGAUUUUCGAAGUCGAGAACGGUUUCAUUGUCCAAUCAACCAGCAAAUGCAGUAUCCAUCGAGAGUCUGGUGUCUGCAAGACGCUGGUACCCGGACUACAAUUCCACAUCACAGCACUCUGAUCUCAUGACAGGCAAUCCUGUGUACAACAUUGAGUAACAAAUACAGUGACAUGUCGAUAUUACUUCGCCUGCCAUGCGGGGAGCCAAUACAAAGUCUUCAGAGUUCCUACAGAUAUAAAAUAAAACUAAAGCAUAUUAUAGCAAAAUAAUGUGGACAUCGGUAUAUUCCAUAAACAAAUGGAAAAUGAACAUUUAGAUUACACUUCAAGUGAGUUGGUUUGACAAUAUGGAUAUACCAUAGUUGGGUACCUUAAUCCACUAAUUGUUCACUUUGUGGAUACUAUUACUAAGCUCAAAUUUACUAGGGCACGAAGGCAUCCCGCCUCCAAAUAGUUUUAAAAGUGUCUUUUUUUAUAUAAAUCACUGGAGAAGGAAAUGUUUUAUUUAAUGACGCACUCAACACAUUUUAUUUACGGUUAUAUGGCGUCGGACAUAUGGUUAAGGACCACACAGAUAUUGAGGAACAGGGUAGUACAUACCAUGACCUUUGAUAUACCAGUCGUGGUGUAUAUACAUAAACUGUGCAAAUAGAUAUAGAGCUGUAUUUGGGCAAAAUGUGCUAACCUGUGAUUUUUUUUUUCCCCAUGUAUUUUCACCAUAAUACCCUAAAAAUUAGUUGUAAUCGAUCGAUGUAAAAAUGUGUAGCCAUUAGUUUACAACCCUAUAUAGCUGUUUGGUAGUAAUGUUAAUAUCAAUAAAUGUUGUCAUCCAGAUUCGUGUAUUUUUGUUUAAUUCGGGAAAAAGCCAGCCUGCCUCCCCCCUACAAAAUGGGAGCCUGAACACCUAUGAAUAAAAAGCAUGGUAAAGCAACUGGUACGUGGUUCUGUCUAUGUAUCCCAUACAUGGACCCGCAUGCACCAAAGACAUGUUUGUUCUGGGUGAACAAUGGUUGCUCAACAAAAACAUUUGUCAUUAACGGUCCUCAGUUUUCUUCAGCAAAUGACGCCCAUGAACAACACCACUAGAGCACACUGAUUUAUUUAUCAUUGGCUAUUGGAUGCCAAACACUUGGUAAUUCUGGACCGGCUAUCGGUCUACAGGCUGGUAGGUACUGGAUUUUUAAUCCAGAU
This is a messenger RNA of Gigantopelta aegis, 2317 nucleotides long. RefSeq lists its product as uncharacterized. The transcript has 8 exons. NCBI's taxonomy places the organism in Eukaryota, Metazoa, Mollusca, Gastropoda, Neomphalida, Peltospiridae. The record is from RefSeq and is a predicted model, not a curated record. The coding region runs from base 523 to 1284 and encodes 253 amino acids.